AUCGACGCAUCUAUGAGCGAGCUAUAUGUCCAAGGACUGACAGGAGCGAGGAAGGGUCGUCAUGCAUGGAUGGGAUUCGAAACUCGGAAAGUGCCAGAGAAGAAGGACUCGCAGGCGGCGCUGGUGUCAGUGAAGCGAAAAGGAGAGCGUCAGAAAAGGUACGAGGGGAUAUGCGGGAGGUGCGAGUUGGGAACAGAAAGAAGCAUGGGGGAUCUGCCUGAGAGUGACUUGUUGGACGUGGACUGUACCCGCACUGGUGUUCUGUUGUUUCUGACGACUUGUCCACUGCGUCGAGUCUGCCGGGGAUCGCGAACCACGGCGGAGAGGGGGCGAGUGAACUGAACCGGCGGAGAGGAUUGAGAUACGUGCCUGGAUUGACGCUGGGGACGUGCCGACAGCCAGGGGCCUCGGGAGGCAUAUAACGGCCCCAAGUAGCAGGCGCUGAAGCUGCGUCCGUCCUCGAUUGCAGUUGCUUGCUCCUAUUUCAGUUGUUUAUUUCUAAUCCUGGCCUGUGGGUCGUCCUCCAAAGACCGAGGACGUUUGCCUCGUAUAUUAUAAACCCGUCCUCCGAUAUAAGUCCCUCCUGUCCUAAUCCACCGUGCUGUGAACACGCCUGCUCUUUCGUGCUUGCUGGCUGGUUGGGUCUCGUGUUGAUCCUAUCUUCAGCUCUGUGCUUUCCCAUCACCGGCCCCCCCCCAUCUGCAUAACUUAUACUUUACGAGCUUGCCAGUUAUCAUCUCUCUGACGUUCCCUCGCCAAAUCGCCUCAUCAACAUUCAUACUUACCCUUACAAGUAUAAUACCGCUAUCGCCUCCAUGGACACGCUAGUAGCCCAUUCUCAUCACUACGCCAUGGCUUCCAUCCCUUCAUACUCUGCAUCCACGUCUACUCCAUCGUCCUCGUCUUUGCAUUCGCAUUCACAUAUGCGCAACGCCAACCGACUCUACUCGUCCUAUCCAUCCCACCAAGUGAACCAGGAGCAGGAUCAUCGCUUCUCGCCCUCUCCCUUCACGCAGCAAGGCGGAUCGGCGUUGCAGAUCCAGACGAACGCCAAUGGCGUGCACCAUGAGCCAGAGGAAGAGACUGCUCAUCCAUCGAGAAUCCCUCCUCCUUCGCUCUCAUCUCUCAGUCAGAGUCAGAUGAAUGGGAUGUCUCAAAUGCAGGAUUCAUCCAUGUCUUCCAUGCUCGACACCAUGUCCAUGUCAAACUCCCUUCCCAUGUCCAUGCCUUCGCAUCCUUCCUCUUCUCUCGCCCUCGACGCCCCAGAUUCGUUCAGCGCUCAACUGUCCUCGGCUGAUAGCAUCAGCGCAUCGUUUACGGGUCUAAGUCGACCUUUGAACCAUCAGGAACGCGAACUGCUCACGCACUUGGAUCGACUGAAGUUCUUCUUGGCUACUGCGCCGAGUCGAUGGAGUACGGAUGUUGGAGGUGUGGUUGGCGGUGACUCGCUCCCACUGGGUCAUCCAUCCUCGACUCACCCCGCACUCAACCGCUUCCUCCUUCCCAAUAACGAGUACGUCUCAUGCGUACUCUGGGGCGGGUUAUACCAUAUCACCGGAACGGACAUUGUACGCGCGCUGGUAUUCCGAUUUGAAGCGUUUGGCCGACCGGUACGGAACAUGAAGAAAUUCGAAGAGGGCGUGUUCAGCGAUUUGCGCAACUUGAAGCCCGGCGUGGAUGCUUGUUUGGAGGAGCCUAAGGUGAGUUUCUUGAAUCCCUCGUUUCUCCUUUUGUCUUCGCUUUGCUCUCGUUGGUUGCCAUUUGCGGGUCAACCGGUGGGCGGCAUUGUGAACAUGUACGUAGCGGUGUUCGUGCGAAUAUAUUUGUUUGGCUUGCU
Molecule: messenger RNA, 1837 nt
Organism: Somion occarium
Lineage: Eukaryota; Fungi; Basidiomycota; Agaricomycetes; Polyporales; Cerrenaceae
Source: the annotation of a GenBank genome assembly